UAUUGAAACUAUACAGAAUCUGCAGUAGUAAACUUAUGCCGUAAGAACUUACAGGAAUGUCUCCUUUCUAGGGAAAAUGAUUUCCGAAAGCAACUCCUUCGUGAAGGGAGUGGUGCUCGGAGGAGCCUUCUGCAUGUUGGUUACGCUCCUCGGACAUAUUAAGGUGGGCCACGGGACUAAAGCACAUCACCAUGAGCAUCACCACAUCCAGGCUCCCAACAAAGAAGAUGUCUUAAACCUUUCAGAAGGCGAACGCAUGGAGCUUAGUAAAAGUAUCCGCGUUUACUGUAUCAUCCUUGUGAAACCGAAAGAUCUGGGGCACUGGGCUGCAGUGAAAGAGACGUGGAGCAAGCACUGCGACAAGGUGGAAUUCUACAGCUCUGAAAACGUCAAAGUGUUUGAUUCUGUAGCCCUCAACACAAAUGACUUAUGGGUGAUGAUGAGAAAAGCUUACAAGAUAACGUAUGAACGCUAUAAAGAUGAAUUCAGCUGGUUCUUCCUUGCCUAUCCAACAACAUUCGCUAUUAUUGAAAAUCUCAAGUAUUUCUUACUAAAAAAAGACCCCUCACAGCCUUUUUAUAUAGGCCACACUGUGAAAGCUGGUGACCUUGAGUAUGUAGAUGGCGAGGGAGGAAUUGUCUUAAGCAUCGAAUCACUAACACGACUCUCCCGUGUUCUUGAAGACUCUGACAAGUGUCCAGAGCAGGGAGGCAUGAUUUGGAAACUUGCCGAGGACAAACAGCUAGCGAUCUGCCUGAAGUAUACUGGAGUGUUUGCUGAGAACGCGGAAGACGCAGAAGGAAAAGACGUCUUUAACACGAAAUCAGUUGGUGCUCUCAUUAAGGAAGCAAUGUCUACUCACCCUCAGCAGGUGGUGGACGGCUGCUGCUCCGACAUGGCCAUCACCUUCAGCGGACUGGCCCCGAACCAUAUGCACGUGAUGAUGUACGGUGUUUACAGGCUGAGACCCUACGGCCACACGUACAAUGAUGCACUUGUCUUCUUGCCACCUGCAGGUUCAGACAAUGACUGAUGUCUCUCCAGAGAACACCUGGAACCAUGGAGUCAGCUCGUCUCAUGACACACAUUUGUACUGACAGAUUGGAUUUUUGUAUCUGGUGGUACUGGUGUACAAUUUUUUUUUUGCACAUUGAGGUUUGGUAAAGCUCUUAAUUUUAAAAGUGGAAGGAGAACUUUUUUCUAAAUCUUUUAUACAGAAAUGAUUCUGGCUUUUGACAGUGCUGCAAUGAAAUGAUAA
This is a messenger RNA of Haliaeetus leucocephalus (bald eagle), 1258 nucleotides long. It is a transcript of the gene C1GALT1C1, whose product is annotated as C1GALT1-specific chaperone 1. Bases 77 to 1033 code for a protein of 318 amino acids. Gene Ontology annotation, molecular function: N-acetylgalactosaminide beta-1,3-galactosyltransferase activity. Lineage: Eukaryota; Metazoa; Chordata; Aves; Accipitriformes; Accipitridae. The transcript has a single exon. The record is from RefSeq and is a predicted model, not a curated record.